Macadamia integrifolia is the source of this 588-nucleotide messenger RNA. RefSeq names its product transcription factor ORG2-like. Gene Ontology annotation, cellular component: RNA polymerase II transcription regulator complex. Lineage: Eukaryota; Viridiplantae; Streptophyta; Magnoliopsida; Proteales; Proteaceae. Gene Ontology annotation, molecular function: protein dimerization activity; DNA-binding transcription factor activity, RNA polymerase II-specific; RNA polymerase II transcription regulatory region sequence-specific DNA binding. The record is from RefSeq and is a predicted model, not a curated record. Gene Ontology annotation, biological process: regulation of transcription by RNA polymerase II. Bases 1 to 588 code for a protein of 195 amino acids. The transcript is spliced from 3 exons.
AUGGAGUCCAUUCCUUCUAGUGGUAUCAGCAAUGAUCAAGCCUCAAUCAAGAAAUUGAACCACAACGCCAGCGAACGCGAUCGCCGGAAGAAAUUAAACAGUAUUUAUGCUUCUCUUAGAGCAACACUUCCUGGAAUUGAUCAAACGAGGCAAUUAAGCAUUCCAGCGACGAUUUCUCGUGCUCUAAAAUACAUUCCUGAGCUGCAGAAUCAAGUUGAGAAGCUGAAGCAAAGGAAACAAGAAAUCUUAUCUUGUGUCUAUAAGAAAGGAAAUAGAAAUGGAGUUGAUAAUCAAAGUAAAGGGGUUGUAAGAAAAUCAAUUCCAAGUGUUUCGGUUAGUCAAGUUGAUGAAAAACAAGUUAUGAUUCAGAUAUGUGCAUCUAAGAACAUGAGAAAUCCAAUAUCAGAUAUAUUGCUUGAUUUGGAGGAAGAGGGUCUUGAAUUAUUUAAUGUUUCAUCUACUGCCUCAUCAGGGGAAGUGCAGUUUUACAAUCUACAUCUUCAGGCGAAAGAAAAUCAAAGUCUGAAUUUCGAGCUGUUGAGUCAGAAGCUGCUAUCAAUGUGUGAGAGCAGGGAAGAGUUGUUUUGA